Messenger RNA from Octopus sinensis (East Asian common octopus), 4015 nucleotides. RefSeq names its product myosin heavy chain-like. The transcript is spliced from 19 exons. Lineage: Eukaryota; Metazoa; Mollusca; Cephalopoda; Octopoda; Octopodidae. Bases 842 to 3601 code for a protein of 919 amino acids. The record is from RefSeq and is a predicted model, not a curated record.
AAUGGCACUGACAAAUAAUCCUCUCCAGUUGAACAAAAAGGCAAUAGAUAGCUUUUUAAGUGUACUUCAAUCUGACUAAAGUCAACAUUGUUCUGAUGACCGAAGCAAUAGGAUAAUGGGAUAAUGUUAUAAAUAUAUGAAGGAGGAGCCCUAACCUUAGGUCCUUAUCUCAGCGGAUAUUUUAGUUGCUCUAAAACAGGUGUGAACAUGUCUCUCUGACUGUUUUGCUAAUCUCUACUCCUCCACUCUACACAACAUAAAAAGAUUAUUGACCAAACGAACGCAUUACUACAUCCUUGAGUACCAUUGCAAAGCUGAGAGACACCGGUUCAAGUUACGUAUUCCUCUUCUACGUCGACUUGAAGGUGUGUACACACACACACACACACACAUAAAAGAAGACCUGCAAAAUCAAGUGAUUACUUUGGUCAGCAUGUGGCCCAACAGGAUGCAUUGAAAGCAAAAACAAUCUGGAAAAUUCAAAGUAUUUCACACAAACUGAAAAUCUUGGAAAUUUUCAUCAUCCUCAUCAUCAUCCUCCUCCUCCUCAUCAUCAAAUAUCACACAGUAAAAGAUAAAACAAACAUAUAUAUGUAUGAAUGUAUAUAUAUAUAUAUAUGUAUGUAAUUGUUAGAAGUUUGUGGUGACCCCCAGCCAAGAAUAUCCUAAUUGCAAAUUAAUUGCAUCAGCACGGAAGACUCAGCCAAUGUCUCAACCUAUCUGAUUGGGUGACAAGGAAACCGUGUCUUACUAAAAGUAUCAACUUAAUCAACAGAUAUUCAGUUAGAGAGCCAUGAAAGAAUAGUACCAAGACCCAUAGUAAAUAUUUACAGUGAGAAAUAUGACUACCAGCACCACCGCCACCGCCGCUGCCACCACCACCACCUCCAUCAACACCCAGACCAUUGAAUCUUCCAGUGAUCUAACACAGUUCUUCAAUACAGAACAGAAUCAAGAGAAUGAAUCUGAGAAAGAAACAUUAAAUUCUAGUACCCUGGUAUCUGUGACAAGUAAAGUAAACAACUCAGAAAUGUCCUGCCCUGGCCCAAGCCAUAAACUCUUGGCAUUGUACAUGGACGAGAGAUUUAAAGAAAUACGUAACAACAAACCAACUUAUUAUCUUGAACAUUUAAAGAGGACUCCCUUGUAUGGACUGGACAGUAGAGUCUACGAGAAAAUGAAAUUUAUACACAAGCCAGUUAGUAAAUACAGACUUCACACAGAUGAUUUGGCACCAGUAAAUGAAAUCGGUAGAAUUGAAGAAUGUAGUGAUACAGAAUCGAUAAGAACUGAAGACUUUGAAAGUCGGUUUCUCGAGCUGCUUGUAUCUCCCAAUUUUGAAGACAAAGAUUUAGACUCAACAAAGAAAGCAGAAAAAGUUACCAAUAAAAUUGAUGUUGGGAAUGAAGAACUUGCACAAAAUUUCUCAGCUGAGUCUUCUUUGAAAUUGGAAAAUGAGAAUGAAGAACUGUGUUAUAUGAAGUUUAAGAAAGAUCUUGAGGAAAGGCAUCUGCAGAAGAAUAUGGAAGAAGUAUGUUUUUACCAGAGCUUGGACCUUGCAAGAACAACUGAGAUAAAACAAGAAAAUUCUUUGAACAAUUCAGCUGUCAUUGGUACAGAGCUUCUUUCUCCAAACUUACAAGCUGAACAAAUUUCUGCCAUCACAGAUUCAAAAGAAAAUAUUUCUUCACUUGUUGAUGUGAAAUCAUCCCCACUCCAAAGCCUAAACAGUAGCAUUGCCAGCUUUCAACCUUUGCCAGAUUGUACAUCAAAGCAACUACUAGAAAUAGUAGGUGUCAGCUCUCUUCUAAGAGAUAUUGAUGCAACAAACUUUAUAGACACAGAUAAAGAUAUCCAGCAGAAGAAACUUGAACAAAUAACAGAUGAAAACAUAAAGCUGAGAGCAGAAGCAGCACUACUUUUAGACAAAAUGAGGGAGAAAGAACAUGCUAGCAGAUUCCAUACCAUUCCAGAAGAAGCAGAGGAAGAACUAUCACAACUGAGGCUAAAAUGCAAACAUAUGGCCUUUACUUUAGAAAAAAGGGAUGAAAAAGUUAAGGAACUUUCAGAUAUCAUUGACCAACAGAAAGAGACAAUAUCUUGCAGCAAACAGAAGGUUUUAGUAAUGGAAUCACAAUCUAAGACUUUCAGCCAACAGCUAGAGGAACUGAAAUCCAAAUUAAAACAAGAAGAGAGGAAAGCUACUGAUCUCAGAGAAGAAAAUGAAAAGUUGAGGAAAGAACUUUCCCUUGAGGAAAAAGGCAGAGAAAACAUGUCAAGACUCCAAGGAAAUGGAAUGGAAACAUUGCAAAAUCAAUUGUUCUUGCAGAAGGAAGAAAUGGAGCAGCUGAUGGAAUGUCACUUGAAGAGUUUAGAGGAACUUAACUCUGCUCAUAGAAUAGAAUCAGAGUGUCUUAUACAGAAGUAUGAACGAAGAAUUGCAGACAUAAUAUGUUCACAGAAUUCUCAGAAUGCUGCAAAAGAAUAUCAAAUCUCCAUGUUGGAAUCUCAGUUGAACAAUCUGAAAUAUGAGAAUCAACUCUUGCAGCAGAAAUGUAAACUUAAAGCUACUGGAAAGGAAUUAUUUAAAGUUCAAAAGAAUUUGGCUAAUUCUCUGGAAGAUGAGAAUACUAAAUCAGAAGACUUUAUAAGACAGUACAAGAAAUGUGAAAUAGGAAAAGCUGAAGAUUCCAGAUUAAAUCCAGAAACAUCUUACCGGGUGGAUCUUGAAAACUUGAAAAAAGAUAUAAAAGAAAACCUUUCUAAAGACCUACACAAACGAUUAGUAACUCUGCUAGAAUGUAUUCACCAGCAAGAAUUGGAACUUCAAGAUCUGAAGAAUAUUUGGAAGCAAAUGAACCAAAACAAUAAACAUCUGAAAGAGUGGUUAGAUAAUAGUGGUAGUGCCAACUGUAGUAGAGAGUGUGGUAGCUGUGGUGGUGGUGGUGGUGGUGGUUGUGGUUGUGUCAGCUGGCAGUCAGUGAUUGUCAACCUUUUGAAGGAAGAAUCACAACUGAAUUUUUCCAUUUUGAAUAAUGGUAAAUGUUAUGAGAUUGACAGAUCCACAAAAAAGUGUAAUGGCACCAAAGAUGCUGUUUGGUACAAAGAUUCCAUGACAGGCAAAGCCACAAUGCUGGAUGUCUUAUCAGAACCAAUGAAAAUUGCUUUUGGUCAGUUAUCUGCCAGUACACAACAGCUGCGUGAACUUUUGAAGUUGUUUAUUGAGCGCUAUAUCACACUUCAAACAGAGUUCCCCAAAAUAUUUGAAAUGGUAGAAGACAAUAAAAAUGUUGAUCCUUUUAAUGACAGUGGUAGAGACCAUAGAUGUGAUUCUGUUCAUACUUCACUGGUUAGCCGAACUCUACUUAAUCAGCCAGCAACAAGCACCACAAGCUGGCUUGAUGAAACAUAUCGUAUGUUUUUAGUUGAGACAGACCUGAACCAUCAAGCAAAGACACUUCUUGAACUGCUACAGUCUUACAGCAACUUGCAGGAAACGAGAAUACCAACGCCAUCAACAACACCAACACCACCACCAACACCACUGCCACCACCACUACCACCACCACCACCACAAUGCUGCUGUUACUCAACUCUCUGAAAUAUCUCUGUCUAUCAUACAGACAUUCUGAUGGAAUUGUUGUUGAUGGAAUGGCAAAAUGGCAAACAUCAAAAGCUAUAAUUCCUCUCUGAAGAAUAUUAUAAUCUCUUAUUACAUUCUUGUUACCAACCUAUGUUUAGAAUUGUUAAAUAGGCACUAACAUAAUGUAGCAAGCCAAAGAAUUUUAAUUAAUUAAAACUACCCUCAUAGCGAGGAGAAAAAAAAAAUUCUGGUAAACAAAAGGCAGGGGAAACAACUCUGAAGUUAUUUUUAUUUAACAUUUUUGGCUCUCAACAUAAUGUUAGUACUGGCUAUUUGCUAUUUGUAUAUAUUUAGAAUAGACCUACUAGAUAUAUCAGAUCUACAAAAAGGUUUAAUCCUAUCCCUACCAGCAGGAAUGUCUUCUUAAGGUGU